AUCCGUUCUACUUCUGAAACUAACCUAAAACGCAGAGUGUGUUGAAGACGACGGAGACGGCGACGGCGAGAAGCAAUGACGACUGAGGAAAAUAAAACAAGCAGAAAUAGGAAGAGGAAGAGACAGAGAAACCCUAAACCUUCUAAAGAAGAACCUAUCGAGACGACACCGAAGAAUCAAAACGAGAAAAAGAAUCAAAGAGAUACCAAAAACCAACAACAUGGAGGUUCUUCAGCUCCAUCGAAACGACCUAAACCUUCCAAUUUCCUCGAUGCGCUUAGAGAGAGAUUAUCUGGUGGGCAAUUUAGGAUGCUCAAUGAGAAACUCUACACUUGCUCUGGAAAAGAAGCUUUAGACUACUUUAAAGAAGAUCCACAAAUGUUUGAUAUGUAUCAUACAGGGUAUCAACAACAAAUGUCAAAUUGGCCUGAGCUUCCUGUUAACUCCAUUAUUAAUUGGCUAUUGUCUAAUAGCUCUUCUUUAGUUGUGGCUGAUUUUGGCUGUGGUGAUGCAAGGAUUGCUAAAAGUGUGAAGAACAAAGUUUUCUCCUUUGAUCUUGUCUCAAAGAACCCCUCUGUUAUUGCCUGCGAUAUGUCAAAUACUUCACUUGAGUCUUCAUCAGUGGAUGUUGCAGUUUUCUGUCUUUCAUUAAUGGGAACAAACUAUUCUAGUUAUAUCAAAGAAGCACAUCGAGUUCUUCGUCCAAGUGGUAUGCUUCUUAUAGCGGAAGUAAAGAGCAGGUUUGAUCCAAACAAUGGAGGAGCAGACCCAAAAGACUUUGUGAAAGCCGUUUGUGAUCUUGGAUUUACUUCGGUUUUAAAGGUGCAAUCUUUUCUUCUUCUUUUUUUCAUUUCCACUAUAAGAAAGAAACUCAUUUGGUUCUUUGAGCAGGACUUCUCCAAUAAGAUGUUCAUCUUAUUCCAUUUCAAGAAAAAGGUUAGUGAAACAUACUUCCUUUCAGGUUUGUUAUUAGUCUCGUAGCUUAGAUCUACACUUUGUUUAGCAAUAAUCCUUCUUUUAAUCGUGUGGUUAUAUAGGAGCAGAUGAAUUCAAAUCAGAAGAUAAUAAAGUGGCCUGAGUUAAAAGCUUGUUUAUACAAACGUCGAUGAUGAGUUUACAAUGGAAGAUUACUCAGAAUACUAUUUUUGUUCUCCACUGUUGUAUCAUUUAGGCACAUUGAUUGUCCUCAAAAUCUCAUAAAUUUGCACCCUAUAAACUUUUGUAAGAGAAAAGCAAUCACAAAGAUUUUUCAAGUGUUUAGAUACAGA
This is a messenger RNA of Arabidopsis thaliana (thale cress), 1268 nucleotides long. RefSeq names its product S-adenosyl-L-methionine-dependent methyltransferases superfamily protein. Gene Ontology annotation, cellular component: nucleolus. The coding region runs from base 76 to 981 and encodes 301 amino acids. Gene Ontology annotation, molecular function: methyltransferase activity. The record is from RefSeq and is marked reviewed. The transcript is spliced from 7 exons. Lineage: Eukaryota; Viridiplantae; Streptophyta; Magnoliopsida; Brassicales; Brassicaceae.